UCAGGAGAAACUUAAGCCCCACCCCGCUCUGUUCUGAUUGGAUGACGCCUGUGUUAUUAGAUUACAGUACUUCAACUUCACAGCAGCAUCCGAGCUCUCCAAGUCAAGCUCGUGCAUGGCCCCAGUUAUCACCAUGACCUCUCUCGACGCUGUUUUGAAAGCUGAAGUGAUUUUAGGAGAUAAAGGAGAGAUGCAGACCAGCAUCAGUGUGGAGCAGGACGAGAGACCGAAGAUCCUCCCGUUCAGUGUUGAAGCGCUGAUGGCAGAUCGGAGACCGAGCAGCUCUUCCGCCGGAACCUCGCAUGCUCUCAUCCCGGAGGCAGACUCAGACCGGGCCGGUGCUCGUCUAGCAUUCUCUGUUGACGUUCUGAAACUGCACGAGAGCGCGCCGGUGAAGGCGCAGAGCCCGGAGCGCGCGGAGCGGAGCGCGUGGAUUCAUCAGCUCUCUCCCCGGCGUCUCAGUCCUCCAGCGUGUCCUCUGAGAAAACACAAAACCAACCGAAAGCCUCGGACCCCGUUCAGUACGUCACAGCUGCUCGCGCUGGAGCGGAAGUUCCGUCAGAAACAGUAUCUGUCCAUCGCAGAACGGGCCGAGUUCUCCAGCUCGCUCAGCCUGACCGAGACUCAGGUGAAGAUCUGGUUCCAGAACAGACGAGCUAAAGCCAAGCGGCUCCAGGAGGCCGAGCUCGAGAAGAUAAAACUGGCCUCUAAACCGAUGCUUCCUCCCGCCAUCGGCUUUUCAUUUCCAGUCGGUGCUCACGCUCCGGCUUCAUACACGGGAUCGCAUCCGUUUCACAGACGCUCGGUGAGCGUGACUCCGGUGGGACUGUACACACACAUGGGAUACAGCAUGUACCAUUCAGCUUAAAGGACGAUCCAGUGCAUCUGAAUCUCAGCGAGGAAAUG
This is a messenger RNA of Carassius carassius (crucian carp), 906 nucleotides long. Its product is annotated as homeobox protein MSX-2-like. Bases 116 to 868 code for a protein of 250 amino acids. The record is from RefSeq and is a predicted model, not a curated record. Lineage: Eukaryota; Metazoa; Chordata; Actinopteri; Cypriniformes; Cyprinidae. The transcript has 2 exons. Gene Ontology annotation, molecular function: DNA-binding transcription factor activity, RNA polymerase II-specific; RNA polymerase II transcription regulatory region sequence-specific DNA binding. Gene Ontology annotation, biological process: regulation of transcription by RNA polymerase II; embryonic morphogenesis. Gene Ontology annotation, cellular component: nucleus.